Messenger RNA from Topomyia yanbarensis, 18256 nucleotides. Its product is annotated as heme transporter FLVCR2. The record is from RefSeq and is a predicted model, not a curated record. Bases 1885 to 3306 code for a protein of 473 amino acids. Gene Ontology annotation, cellular component: membrane. Gene Ontology annotation, biological process: transmembrane transport; heme export. The transcript has 10 exons. Lineage: Eukaryota; Metazoa; Arthropoda; Insecta; Diptera; Culicidae. Gene Ontology annotation, molecular function: heme binding; heme transmembrane transporter activity.
UGCUUUUGAAGCUUUAGUGCUGCAUUGCGUUUUGCAUCAUCUAGGAGGUUUACAGUUUCUGCCGAUGGUUCUGAUUUGAUGGAAAUCACAUGUAAACGGAAAAGCACGUGUUUUCCACGAUGAACGUAGGAGGCCUGUGAGAAUAAAACAACCAAAUGUUUUUCUCAGCAAGGAGAGUAAACAAUCAUUCCACGGAAGCAGUGGUGACUUCUGAGCGUAAGACUGGUGGUGACUGAUGGCAACUCUGCUGUGAUAAGGCCGAUCAAAACAUUCGCUCGUGUACCUUGUUGGAGUUUGGACGUGCUCACUGCACGUGCAAUACAUAGUAAUUCGCGGUUGGUUCUGUUUGGCAGCAUCCGACACCGACAGGGAUAUCUAUUCGACUAGAACGAAGGCUUCGAGUUCUUUGCGGCGGCUCCGAAUCGGCACUCGCGCUUCAAUCGUCGUUCAAGGUGCACGUGUUUUUCCCUGCCAUCGUACAUCACUCGCUGUCGCUGUUUUGCCGUUUUGUGGAGUUUGAUAAACUUUCAGUAAAACAAUAAAAUAUUGUGUCAAACGGGGCUUGUUGAUGACCAGGAAGGGUUAUGUGUGUGCAAUUGGUUUGAUGUUCACUAACGUGACCAAAGUGUGCAAUUACCUCCUACGAGAGGUACGUUUCUAAAGUCGUUGAUUGGCGGAGUGAUUCCAAAUAGGGGUCAUUAAAUUAUUUUCGCUGAUAAGCCUGUCAAGCAUGGUUGUAUGUCGGUUCUAAGUGAAAGGUUUACUUGUGUUGUUACUUUGUAUUGUUCGCUUGAAGUAUUUGCAAGUGUCUAUUUAUUGAAGCUGGUAUGAAUGGUGCGGGAUUAUCGGCAGAUGUUUGAUUGCCUACAGAGAACAGCGUAGUCUUUUGAUAAGCGAAAAGUGUUGAAACCGUGUGAUAAUUUCUGUACCAAUAAUGGUGAAGGGAGUGAUUUGAUUGAGUGAUCAUUUCGAUUACAGAAUAACUGCAUACGAAUCUCGAGUGCCCGACGGCUUGGAACCGCCGAAAUAAAGCGCAGCAGUGCAACUCAUUAAAAUUUCACCCACAAGUACAACGAAGCCAUACCAAAGAAAAUCAACACAUCGAGUACAAUCAUACCAGGAAUGCCACACAGCCUCCGGAUUGUCGGUAGUACCUAUCACCAUCACCCACCGCCGGCCAGCUGUAAAUAGAUCUUUGUUCUUCCGUUCGAACGGGAACAGGAAAGAAACACCACUCUGCUACGGUUACAUUUCCCAGCAAACGGAUACAUCCCGACACCAUCAUCACCAUCUACCAGUCAAAUAGGAACGGCCAAAUAAACAGUAUCCCGGAGUUCGAAACCAAACGAAGAUAAUUCAAUAUUUUAUAGCAGUUUAUUGAUAUUUAACGAACCCCAAAUUGGAAGAACGAAAAUCAGCAAAUGAGACACGGCACGAAGAUCAUCAUGAUGAUGAUGCAGCGGCAAUCGAUUGUUGGUCUAUUUUAAGAGCAAUAAUCGAGACCGGAAAAUGAAAGCACUCAAAGUGUGGAAAUAAUUCAAUAUUUGUCUGUACAGAAGGGAAAAUAAUCAGCGAGGAAACUAUUUUGCAAAAGUUGCAUUCCGCUUUCCGAGGAAGUAGAGUAAAAUGACAAUAAUGAUAGUACCUUAUAGUGAAUAGAAUUUACCUUAGAGUCCCGAUAAUCUAAUAAAUUUCGACUGAAAGCGGAAUUCCCGGGAAAAGCCUUUCCAAACCAGCUGAAGCGAGGAAAAGUUUUGCUGAAAACAGUGAAACAAAGAGCGUUCAAAUACGCUAGGAUAAAGAGCAAAGCCAUACAAUAGCUUUCUAGCAGCUCUCGGGUAGGAAAAAUAAAAACUCACUCAUCUUUCACGACACCUAUUCAGCAUGGACCUAAAACACUCGAACGUACCGGAAGUGACGGUGGUAGCAGACGCGUACAUGCCCGGCAGCAAAUCCUCCGAUCUGAUAAAGCCUUCCACCAACGGUUCCAGUGCAACGCUAGACAAACCCACCCUUGCACCAGGUGAAUUCAAGGUAUACAAACGGCGAUGGCUAGUGCUGGCUAUCUUUGUGAUGUAUUCUGCCUCCAAUGCACUCCAGUGGAUUCAGUACAGUAUUAUUGCGAACAUAGUUCAAAGAUACUACGACAUUACCAGCACAUGGGUCGACUGGACGUCGAUGAUUUUCAUGAUCCUCUACAUUCCACUCAUCUUUCCGGCCAGCUGGAUACUGGAUAAAAUGGGCCUACGAAUCGCAGCCAUCAGCGGAGUGUUCGGCACCUGUCUGGGUGCAUGGAUAAAAUGCUUCUCCGUGCAGCCCGACCUGUUCUGGGUCGGUUUCAUUGGCCAAUCGGUUGUGGCCGCCUCGCAAGUGUUUAUCCUCUCGCUACCAGCUAAGGUGGCCGCCGUGUGGUUCGGUCCCGACCAGGUCUCAUCGGCAUGCAGUAUCGGUGUGUUUGGUAAUCAGCUUGGUAUUGCUGCCGGUUUUCUGCUGCCUCCGAUACUAGUCGAGAACCACGAUGACCUAAAUCUGGUAGGUGACGACUUAAAGCUGAUGUUCUAUCUGGUGGCUGGAUUCACCAGUCUUCUCGUUAUCCUAGUACUAGUGUUUUUCAAAGCGGCUCCACCGACACCCCCGUCAGCGGCUCAGGAAGCAACCAAAACAACCAAUCCACUGGAAUCGUCACCGUUUUUGCACUCCAUCAAGCGGUUGAUACUGAACCGAAAUUACGUGCUCCUGCUCAUAUCGUACGGGAUGAACGUGGGUGUGUUCUAUGCCAUCUCAACCCUUCUCAACCAGAUCGUCCUGACCCACUAUCCGGGCCAUGAAGUGGACGCCGGUCGUAUUGGCGUCUGUAUCGUUUUUGCCGGAAUGCUGGGCUCUGUUGCAUGCGGUGUGGUUCUCGAUAAGACCCAUCGAUUUAAGGAAACAACGCUGGCCGUUUACAUAUUUACUAUGAUUGGGAUGUGGAUAUACACGUUUACCCUAUCCACUGGGCACAUUGCCGUUGUUUAUAUAACUUCAUCCUUGCUGGGCUUUUUCAUGACGGGCUACUUACCGGUCGGUUUCGAAUUUGCUGCCGAGCUGACCUACCCGGAACCGGAGGGCACUUCAACAGGAUUGUUGAAUGCAGCGGCUCAGGUAUUUGGCAUUGCAUUCACCAUGAUCUACUCGGAGAUCCUGAACAGCAGUGGGGACAUUGUGGCCAACGUUACGAUGGCGGUAAUGUUGUUCAUUGGUUCGGCGGUAACGGCCAUCAUCCGGUCGGAUCUUCGCCGGCAAGCGGCACACAAUCCGAACGCUUAAAGCGAGCAAUAGUAAUAGCGCUGUGCGCGGCUAACAGUGCCAUGCUGUUAUUUUUAAAAUGAAACGUUUUAACGAGUGAUAAUAAGUCGAUUGUUGUGCUAUCUAUGCUCACUGUAAAUGUUGUUAAUCAUUUAGAAGAAAAAAAUUAAAUUAAUUUAUAGUUUAGAAAAGACAUAAAACAGAGAGGAAGAUGUUAUGGUAAUUUUGGGCUGUUAACUUGAGUGUCAUCGAGUGGAAAUGUUUUAGUGGAUCAAUUUUUAUGCUAGCAUCGGUUGGAGUUCACGACUGUUCGUCUAUCACGAGGUGAUAAACUUUUACGACCUAUUCUUCACAAAAGGAUUGAAGGAACAGGGCUAUAAAUGUUCACAUCCAAUGCUGUAUUUAACCAAAUUUAACUGUCCAUGUAUUGGGUAUUCUAUCAGACUAACUAAAACGUCAUUCAAUGCGAGGUAUCGUUUGUUUUGGAUUUUUGCAAGAAAACUAACGAUAAUAACUAUUGUUUAAAAACAUUUUUUUGACCACGAUUUCGUUCAUUAAGCACCGUCGUCUCUAUUGAUUUCACAACAACAACGUCAAAAAUAUCGAUUCCCGCCGGCUCAAUUCAUGACAUGCCUCUAAAGAAAAAUACCGGAAAGCGGGAAAUAGACCAUCACACAAGACUGAAGGGUUGAGGAAAUAAAUUCAGUAAAGCUUAUUUCUCCCAGUUGUUUAUCGAAUCGAAAGGACCAACGAAAAACGAAGUUCUCUCAAGUACCAGUAGGAAGGCAUGUUUCCGAUUUAUAACAAUGACAAAUUGUUAAUUUAGGUGGGUAUAGCUCUUUUUGCUUUGUAUUGUAGGGUCAAUAGAAAGAAAAGAGUCGGUCUAAUCGCAUUUUCACCGAAAACAACACCUCUGGAAAUGCCUGGAAAUAAUUUCUGUGACGAAUUUCAUUUCUCUGUAUCGCUCUAUGUAUUUUUAUUAUUUAAUUACCCGUUCCCUGAUUUUAUCAACGUCCUUAUACACGGAGAUCUUCAUUCAAACGUAAAACACUCAAUCACGCCUUUCAGGUUGUUUUGCAGAAUGGAUCCCUUUAUCUGGGCCAAUUCGUUGAAACUUAUCAGUACUAUGUCAUUAUGUUUUAAUUGCCGCAAAGUUCUUCUGUAUCAAUUUUGUUGACUAUUUUCGGCAACAUUGAAGACUAAGAGAAACGGAAACUAUGUAAUUGAAAGACGGAUAGGUAUUCCAGAGCAACUCCGUUAUAAACUUAGAACGGAAAACUAAGACUAGUCAGGCUCAUAUGAACGCGUGCGAAAGGAAAUGUGAAGAAUCUUUUGCCUUCUGCUGGUAGGAGUUGGGCGAUGCACCAUUGUCUACUGCAUGGUCGGUGAUAGAGCAUAACUCAUCAUCAUGUUUUACCACCAACGCCGGCCAGAAUUUGCCGAAAAUAUUUAACAAAAUCGAUAUACUUAUCAGUACUGUCUUGUUGAUGUGAUGGAACUGGAUGAUGACGACUUCCGUAAACCAAAGCCUAAUUUUCACCUUUAGUCGAUUUCCCACGUCUCGCAGAUUUAGUCUAAUACAAAUGCUGAACCGUGGGGGGGGGGGGAUUAAAAGUCAUUGAACAAAAAAUCCACUUAAAACUUUUGGUUUAAGAAACAAAACAUUUAUUUCUUCAACCUACCUACAAUAGAGGCAUGGUUGAUCAAGUUUCCACAAAUAUUUUAAAAAUAAAAAUCUAUUCGGGUGGUAUUAAACCCAAAAAUGGCGAAUAAAAGUAUUUUCUGAAGUCCCUUCCCUUCUCAAACUUAUCACGACAUUUUCCGUAAACAAAACAAAAUCGGAAAAUUUAUGUUAGGUUAUUGUGAGGUGGAUGGUGGUUGGAAAAAGUCUGGUUAUAUCUACGAGAAAGUAAGGGCUAUGGUGUCCACAAAUACCAAAAUUCGGUCUACUCAAAAUUGCAUUUAAACGUAAAGCUUAGUUCGGUCCACUUGCCAACUUGGCUUCGUUAUUGCCCCAGUAAUAAUUGAAGUUUUAUAACUACUCAUAAAAUUUAGAUUGCACUUUAAGUGUCCUUGUCAAAUUGUUCUUGCAUUUUGUUAAAUUUAUUUUAAAGUAAGCUUAUUUGUACUUCGUAUACAGAUAAUAAGAAAAAAAAACUCAUUUUUUCGUUUGAUAUCCAAACAUUCAAUUGAAGUAGAUAUUUUUAUGAAAAAUAUCAAAAUUCAGAACAGGAAAAUAUUUUUUAAAGGUAAACUGAACGUUCAACUAGGGAAAAUGAUCACCUAGAUGUUGAACUCAUCAGUGAGUAUCAGCGGAUUUAUUCGCCUUUAUUAUCCACCUCAAAGCAGGCCCGACGAGAGGGGGGGUCAGGGGGGGCAACUACCCUGGGGCCCGGGUCUAUUUUGGGGGCCCGCAUUUUUAACUGAAUUAAAUUUAUUUUAAUUUAAUUGAUGAAGUUUAUUGUUUCUGUCGACAGUGCAAAUAUAUUACAAUCAACUACUUCAACUUUAGCGGCAUUAAUUGGGUUCGCAAUAAUACAUCAUUUAUGUACCCAGACUCAUCACACUCAUCAACUAACACGUGUAUCACUCAGCUACUCGACGGUUACAGCACCGCGGGGCUAGUUCAACUAUGUGACGUCACUAAUGACAACAACUGUAUUUUGGAUCUUUGCUUUGGAAGCCAGGAGCUCUCCGAUCACUUUGCCGUUUGUCGUGCUCCAGCUCCUCUCGUUAAACUAUGCCAACACCACCCUGCUCUUCAUUGUUUUCUCCGAAAAUGUGUACCUUGUACAUUCGAAGAUACCACUGAGAAGCUGACAUAUGCCUAUCGCAAGACAGAUUUUCGAGGAAUGCACCUUUUCUUGUCUCGUAUCAAUUGGAAUGAAAUCUUGCCACAAUCUGAUUCAAACGCAGCGGCUAAAAUUGUUUCGAACGUACUGAUUUAUGCUAUCGACCAGUUUACUCCUAAAAAACUCAAUCAUGGCUGUGAAUAUCCUCCAUGGUCGAAUCGUACACUAAAAAAGUUUAAAUUGGCCAAAAGGUCAGCUCUAAAAAAGUUUUCGAAAUACCGAUAUGCUAAAGAGCCAGAAUCUUCUUAAAUCAUUGUUACAAGAGACUUAAUAAGUCUCUCUUCAAUUCCUACCUUCAUCGUAUUCAGAGCCACCUUCGUAACAAUCCAAAAAAGUUUUGGAAUUACGUUAAUGAACAGAGGCGUGAGUCAGGUUUACCCACUUCUAUGUCGCUGGGUGAUUUAGAAGCGACUUCAUUGCCGGACAUCUGUGAGUUAUUUCGCCAACAAUUCAGCUGUGUUUUUACCAAUGAUACUCUUAAUAAUCAACAAGUCUCCGCAGCAGCCGACAACAUUCCCCGUAGGACUAGUAUUGGACCUAAUUUCACGAUAUCUUCCGAUAUUGUACAAAAAGCUUGCAUAAAACUCAAGUGUUCUAACACUCCUGGACCUGACGGAAUCCCAUCAUCUAUCAUUAAAAAAUGCUCGUCGUCGCUUUGCCUACCUCUGUCCGUCGUUUUCAAUAUAUCGUUAAGUUCCGGAGUGUUUCCUACCAUCUGGAAAUCAUCUUACGUUUUUCCGGUUUAUAAAAAAGGAUCCAAAAGCGAAGUUACCAAUCACCGAGGAAUCGCAUCUUUAUGUGCACUAUCGAAAUUAUUGGAGCUUAUCGUUCUCGAGUUUUUGACACAUUGUUGUUCUAGAUACAUAUCAGAAACUCAACACGGUUUCAUUCCCAGGCGAUCUACUUGCACUAAUUUAGUAGCCUACACCUCAUUUAUCGCUCGCUCGCUACAGGAUCGAUUGCAGGCUGAUGCAAUAUACACCGAUCUGUCGGCCGCCUUCAAUAAAAUCAACCAAUGGCUUCGAUCUUACUUGUCAGGCCGUAAAAUGUCUGUUAAAAUCGGGAAUCAUUUAUCCUCAUCCUUCGACGUAACGUCCGGCGUACCUCAAGGCAGCCAUAUCGGUCCUUAUAUUUUCCUUCUAUACAUAAACGAUCUGGAUUCAUUGAUUAAGUGCUUCAAGGUGUCUUAUGCCGAUGAUUAUAAGUUAUUCCAUAUAGUUAAAAGUUACUCUGAUGCUUUGUUUUUGCAAUCUCAGUUAGACAUUUUCGCUAAUUGGUGCAUGACUAACAGGAUGGUUUUGAAUGCCUCGAAGUGUUCUGUGAUUACGUUUGCACGAAAACGCUCCAUCGUAACAUUCGACUACACUAUCUUGCAAAACAAAUUAAAAAGAGAAACUACAGUGAAAGAUUUAGUGGUUCUUGUGGAUUCAAAGCUUACAUUUAAGGAUCACAUUGCUUUUAUCUCGUCUAAGGCUUCGCGUAAUCUAGAAGUUAUUUUUAGGGUUACUAAGCAUUUCACUAACGUACAGUGCUUGAAAACGUUGUACUGCUCGCACGUUCGUUCCACACUGGAAUACGCCGCCGUUGUUUGGGCUCCUUUCUAGAAGAACAGCAUUCAACGCAUCGAGAGUAUUGAGCGUAAAUUUGUACGUUUUGCGCUGCGCCACCUGCCUUGGAGCGAUCCCUACAAUCUGCCCAGAUACGAAGAUCGUUGCAACCUCAUUGGUCUUGAAACACUGUCUUUGCGCCGCAAUGUGACCAAAGCGUCUUUUGUCUCUGAUCUGUUAUUGUCUCGCAUUGACUGCCCUGAUUUACUCCGUCUUCUCAACAUUGAUAUUCGCCUCCGAAACCUUCGUUCCUACUCUUUUGUCCGUCUUCCAGUGUCUCGUACUAAUUAUGGCAAAAAUGAACCCGUCAGUAGCAUGUGUAGAGUGUUCAAUCAAUGUUACAAUGUCUUUGACUUCAAUUUGUCUCGCACUUCUUUAAAAAAAUUGUUUUCGCGCACCCUUUCCCAAACCUGAUAGUGUUAGCCAAUUAUUUAUGUUAAUGUUAAUACUUUACCUAUGUAAGAUAGAGUUUAAGAAGUGUUUAUUUUAAGCAGUGUUUAGUGUUAGUCAUUGUAUCAUUUGGUUUGUUUGUUAAAUGUUUAUACCUAAAAGAUAGAGGUUUUGUGCCUACGGGAGAAGGAGCUUUUGAAAAUCCACUCCCGCGGGUUUUUCCCUCUCAAUAAUAAUAACUACGUUCCAAUCGUUCCGGUUUUCUGAAGUACGUGAACCUAACCCAAUUAGAUUCAUUCAACAGUGCAAUAGAACCAUUCUGGUUUCAUUUAUCGCAAGUGUUUGUCAAAGUGUACAGUAUGAAGUUGUUUACAAUUUAUCAUAUACUUAGCUAAUGUUACUAAUAAAAGUUGGAUAUUUUCGGAAUGGGGUUGACGAGUAGAUGACGAAAAUCAAUGAAUGAAGCCACUUUGAAAACCAAGAUGGCGAAUUCCAGUUAAGACAUCUCUAUAACCUAAAAUAUUGACAUUUUCGAAAAAAGAUAAUCAUAGAAUAGAUAUAGGUAUAUUGAUUUGUGAUGCGGAUGAUAUGAUUAUAGAAACCUUCUCUGAACCAGAAGACGCUAUAUUGGCCUUCAAAAGGGCAUCGCUCAUCUACUCGGCAAACCCGCUUAAAAAUACCCUCAUAGUUUAUACAGAUAUUGUUUGAAAUAGCUCCAAGGUACCAUUUCUAUCAUCUACUCAUUAAGCCCGUUUCAAAAAUUCCCAAAUUGUUAGGGUUAUCGAGAUUAUUGUUCAAUCUGAAGUCUCCAUUCUGGAUUUCAAAAAGGUGCCAAAUAUCCAUUUUCAUCAUGUACUUGUUAAGCCCGUUCCGGAAAUACCCAUAUUGUUAGGGUUAUCGAUAAUGUUGCUCAACCAACGAAUUUUGAUAAGAAUGUGAAGCGAAUUUUUUACGAUCUAAAUCCCAAAAAACGAACUAAUUCAAUUUACAAACCCUUGGCUUGGUCCGUAAAUAGAGGUUCCAGUGUACACAUUUGAUGCAGAAAAAUGUGGGAAUUGAACUAGAUACUUAUUCUACCUAUUAGUAUUCACCAAAAGUUGAAACUCUUUCUCUCACAACUCUCUGUCUCAGUCUUUCUAACAGCAGACUUCGCUGUUGGAUCCCAUUCAUCGCAUUCGGAAUGUUUUCUCUCUGAAUGUUGGCGCAAAUGUAACAACUGAUUCCAAAACCGAUUUUACCAUGUUCAGAAACCAAUAAAGAAAAUUCGUUCAGGUCAUAGUGACAACUGCAAUAGCUGCAUCCAGUGCCUCAAAAUCAUCAACAUGUACCAACAAUAAGAAACAAGGCAGCAUCGGUGGUGCGAAAUUUUACAUUCAGUUGCCUAUUUCUGAUGAAUUUGCUGAAUUCAAUAUUCAGUUUCAAUGCUUCCCUCAUUCAUUCACUUCCAAACUGACUGAAAUUUUAUGCAGAAUCGAAUGGUUGAGUGCAGAGGAAAUAUAAAUUCAUUCACAAACCAAAGCAUUCAUUUGUUAUUAUGUGGACAGUUUGAAGGCAGAAGUUCUUUUACAUUUUCGAGCAUAACUGAACUGCAUAAUCUAUAUCUGGUGCACUUUUGCUUGAUGAUCUCAGAGCGGACGGACGAGGAAAACAAACAAAACUUCGAUUCAUCGCGGCGGGCAUAAAUAGAAUUUUAUUUCUCUUUCAAGCUCACGAAGGGAUGUCAAUUUUUCUAAGCUCGGAUUCUGAGCAGCAUUAACGAUGGUAGCAUUAACGUGCGUCAAGGGAGCAUGAACGAUGGCGAUAUGGACUGUAUGGCAAUGUCGCAAAAAAGGUUUGCAAUUGCAAUGGCAAAUCGGACGCAUGUCAUUCUAAUGGCCAGCCACAAACAAAUAUUCCUUUAUUAUUUUUAUUUUUUCAUCUAUUACUUAUUUAAAAUACUGACGACUCUGGUAAGCUAACGCAUUGAAUCGUAUCAAAUAAACAAUUUUCAUAAAAAAUAAUUUAAUUGAAACGGUUGCAUUUGUAUAGUUCCUCUAAUCGAUGUUGAAAUAAGAAGUCAUAUAUGGUACGGCCCGUCAGUACUUCGAACCCCGGGGCCCGGCGCGGCUCUCGACGGCCCUGCCUCAAAGUAAUAUAACGUUUAUGCUUCAAUGUUAUCAAAAACAGACAGAAGAAUUGAACAAUUUGAAUGAUUGAAACUGACCAGCACCUUUCUAAGAAUGUGGCAGAUUCUUUUGUACCACCCAUAUGUUAGCCAGAUAUCAUUAGUACAAAAAAAUUGGAUUGCACUGUCGCUUCUCGAAAUUUAAACCAUACGAAUUUCGCGCUAAAUCGUAUUCAGAGUUAUCAGCAUCCUCUCAGAUUUUAAUGAAACUUUCUGUACACGAGAACUUUGUCACAAAAAGCCAUACUCUGUUUUUCCAAUAAUGAUCUAUACUGUCUUUUGAAAAGGGUCAAACUUUUUUUUACUAUUUUUUUCAAAUGGCUAUAGUCUGAAAAUGAUAAAUCCUACAAAAAAUGUUGUAGGAGUGACUUUCACAAAAUUAGUAAAAAAUUUUGAACAGAAAUAUUUAAAAAAUCUUCAUCGACUUCUACACUGAAAAAAAAAUCGAAGUUAAAAAUUCAAAGUUGAUUCACAAAAAAAUUCCAUCUUUGAUUUGGAUGAAAUUUUGUUCCAAUAUAGGUAGUUAUGUUCCCUACCUACCGUCAAAAAUUUAAGUUUUAAGGAAAAAAGUUAUUUGAAAAAAAAAUUUCCUUGUUCAAACUGAAUUAUUUUUUCUGUGCAUUUUCAUCGAAAAUUAAACCAAUGAAAGCUAUAAUCGUCUCAGAAUCCAAUUUUCCAGCUGCUAGUUGCCUUAUUCAGGCAAAAGUAUCAGUAACGAAUUUGGUAUAUAUUCAUAACAAACUUGAAUGAGAGCAAAGACAUAAGCCAUUUAAUUUCAUCGACAUAUGCGAAAUUUAACUGAUGGUGUAGUCUCCAACAGGAGCCUUAAUUGCGAAGUAUGGUGUUUGCUCCUUAGAGAAUCCUUGCUUCGGCCAUUGAAAAUUCUGGUUCGCAAGCACUUGCGUUCAGGAAAAAUCAAGGAGUUUAAGAAAACAACUUAUUUUCCAUCAGCCUCAUUUCGAACCUUUCGCCGAAUCUGCUCUUCCAAAUUUCGAUCUUUUGGACGGGGCUAGUUUACCUGUUCGCCUUUUAGUGCUGCGAGGCAUUAACCGCCAUUGUUGCAAACAAUUGAGCCUACAGCGACUAAUCUAACUAAUUAAACUAAUCCGAUAAUGCAAAAGAGCGCUACGCCACCGACAACGACUAAUUUCUACGUUUCCUUGUACACUAAAGCGCGAGCGUUCCAUUGUGGGAACAUCUUCUAAUGUGCCUAUAAAUUUCCGAAAGAGGAAAAUCAGUUUUCUCUCCUAAGCUUCCUCGUAAAGGCCUGAGAGUGUCCCUUGAAGGGUGCUGUUACAAAACCAAAGGAAGUGGUUUUUGGUCUCGGUAAUCUUAGAAACUAGCAGGAAUUUCCACAUAGGUCAUCAACAACCCCAAGUGUCCCUAUACUUCAGUCUCUGGAACCGGGAACAGUCUCCUACUUCGUGGUGGGCAGAGAUGGCUUAGAAUUAUACGCGAAAGGGAAAGCGAAACUUUUGAACGUCGGAUCGCCCGAUUUUUUUUUCAAUAUGCGCGACGCUAAAAAUGCAAAUGAAAAACAUGAUGAAAGCUGAAAAACGCGAUUAUUGGCACCGGUCCGUCAAUGGAUUAACGGACAGAUCAUCACAGAAACAAUGUCUGGUGGCUAGGGCCUACGUGGUGUAUUCGAUUCAUCCUGUGAUUGGAAUACACGCUUUUAUGUUAAUUAUUAUUACAGUAGUGGUAAGUGCAAUCAUCAAAGAGGCUGUGCUGCCUACAUUUUCCUCACAAAAUUGAUGGUUUUAUAUUUACCUAUCAAAAACCGUGCCUACAUCGUUACAGUUACAGAAGUCUCUCCGUUUGAUGGAGAAUGGAAAGCACUCUUUGUAUUUCCUGGGAAAAACUUGGGAGUUUUUGAGUACUUCAUCUGAAAAAUUAUAGCAGAUUACCUUAGUUUGAAUUAUUUCGCAGUGCUUCAUUCCGGGUAAUGAGAAGGCGGACACUUGGAUUAGAAUGAUAAUGAAAAGGACAUUUAGGCAUUAGAAGGAGAUAUUUAUGAAAAAUCGUGUAGCUUGAACGAGUUUUUAAAUAUUUCUUCUCAGAGGACGCUCGAGAAUUGGCAAAUUUCGUGGGACGAUAGAAGUUCAGGAAUCUCAAAAGUAUCAACAAACACUAGUCCAAGAGAAUGGAUGAGGGUUAUGACUUCAUUCGGGUGAUAUCUCGGGUACAAUGAUUAUACGUAGAAUGCCCAUCUCCGGCGUAUUGGGGUCGUGGAGAGCGGUCUCUGCAAUUGUGGUGGCGGUUAUAGCGAUAUUAAACAUGUUGUCUGGUCGUGCACUAAGUGUUCUAGUACCAGAUCUCCAUUAAACGAAUCCCUUCGGCCUCGUUCCAAUCCAGUCCGAGAUGCAAUACCAAAUUCGUUACUGAUACUUUUUGCAUGUAUCAGGCAACUAGCAGCUGUGAAAUUGGAUUCUGAGAUGAUUAUGAUUUUCAUUGGUUUAUUUUUCGAUGAAAAUACACUGAAAAUCAGUUUAGACAAGGAAAAGUUUUUUUCAAAUAACUUUUUUUCCUUAAAAGUGCCCAACUUGAAAUUGUAACGGUAGGUAGGGAACAUAAUUACCUAUCUUUGGACAAAAUUUCAUCCAAAUCAAAAAUGGUUUUUUUUGUAAAUGGACUUUAAAUUUUUAAAAUCGAUUUUUUCAGUGUAGAAGUCGAUGAAGAAUUUUUUCAUUGUUUUUAUUCAAAAAUUUGACUAAUUUUGUGAAAAUCACUCCUACAACAUUUUUUGCAGGAUUUGUCAUUUUUAGACUAUAGCCAUUUGAAAAAUAUUGGCAAAAAAGCUUGACCCUUUUCAAAAGACAGUCUAGAUCAUUUUUGGAAAAACAAAGUAUGCAAAGUGGUUUUUUGUGACAAAGUUCUCAUGUACAGAAAGUUUCGUUAAAAUCUGAGAGGGUGCUGCCAACAUUUGUUCGCGGUGGCGCGAAAUUUGUCCCAUAUUUUUCUGUGUUUUCCGGGCUAAUAUAUAUCAUUUACACGCUUUGCAAACAUCAUUCUUCAAAUACAUACGACUCAACACUCUCCAAUCUCAUGAGUGCCAUCAACUAUCGUGCUAUCUAUCCACAUCAAAAUUAUAAAUUUUCAAAGGCAAUUGAUCUUCGAUUUCUAAUGAAGAUACCGAAAAUGUCAAACGCAGCAAUCGUUGUUAUACUGUAUUGCAUGAAACGAGCGUGUAACAACAAAUCAAGGUAGGCCAUGGGACAAUGCGUGUGAUAAAAUAUUUUAGAGAAAGUUUUCAACGCGACCUAAGUAACAUUGAGAGCUCUUUGUUUACUUUUUCUUUCGAUUAUAACCGUCACUAUAACACUUUUCACUAAGCCGACGGUUUUUAAUAUUUUUUUUUGCAAAGAUUUUAGUAGUGAAUGUGUUUCAGACCAACAGAAGAGAAAAUAAACAAAAAGAAUCUUCCAUUGUUACUUACGACCUAAUCUAAAUUUUCUCCAGAUUUAUUAUUUUGGAUGUAUCUGCAACGUCCGAUAUUAGAUCGUCGUUGAUGUGCUAUCUUAUGAUAAGCGCCAUUUAGAACAUUUCGAGAUAAACGAUUUUUAAAGUUUGAGAUUAAAUAUCUUAUAACUUAUAACUGGUUGAAACAAUUCAAAGAAUACAAUCGAUCCUUCUUUCUAUUAGGUAUUAAUUUAUCGAAUAUUACGCAGAUCUGUUGACUAUAGUGAGAGUUUUCAAUAAAAAUGAAAACAAAGGUCGCACUCACACGUGUCAAAAUUUGUAUGACGUGUCAUAAUCGUGCAUAGGAAAUUUCCUAUACAAAUAAAGCAAUAUUUUUUAAUUUUUAUUCCUAUUUUCGGCCUAAUUUAGUCUUGAAACAAUCGGUGAGAUGCAUUUUAGAGGAAAUAAGUCAAAGAACCCAAGAAAAAUAGUAAUCAUUGUUUACAGUAUUGCCAAACAUGCAAUUUUCCCAGUUUAAAAACGGCAUUUUACUCGCAAUACAUGUAUUUUUCUUUUAAAGAUCAAAAUAUGUAAAACUUCAAUAUAACUUGAGCCAAUCCCCACAUAAAGUGAUUUGGAAAAGCUCAAAAUUUCUCAUGACUUUUCUCACUAUACUUCAGUAAUAGGUUUGCCACCUCUAGUGAUGCUUUCACCCAGAGAUUUUUACUGGUCUAGGCCUAGGUUAGGCUGCGAAAAACAUGAGUAUAGGCUUAAAUCAGACAAAAAUAUGAAUCGAAACGAUUUUUUUUGACAUUUUAGAGAACUAUAAUCGUUUAUUAUUACCCACUGAGAUGAAACGAAACAAGUAAGAACUUUUUCAUUUAAUCAGUAACUCGUCAGGGUAUCAAUUUACGCUGGUAGGAAAGCUAUCAAAUUGACUCACUGAGUGUUUUGUAUUGGCAAAGCAUAAUGCGUAACAAUGUUCUGUUGCGUUUACAUUAAUCAUUAUGUACACACAUUUUUCGCGAUAUUUAACAGUUCUGUUGGUUUAGAUGGGAGUAGAAUUCCUCUUCCCCGGCUAACCGCAAAGAACCCAAGAGCACCAGCCAUUCUCGCUGUAGUGGAUAAGCCGAACGAGCAUUGCUAUUUACCACAGCGGAAGAGAAGGGCGAAAGGUCUUCCGAAAUUGUUUGCGUGUUAUUCGCCGCAAGGAUGUUCCUUCUUAGUAAAUCUUUCCUCACUGAUCAACAGUUAAGGACCGUUGCAGGAGCAGGCAGCAUAACACCAGAAGGAUUCGUUUGAAACAAAUAAAUUCAGCACUGUAAAAGUUUAAAAAUGUGUCGUCUCACCAGGCCCGGAGCAUCGACGUGUAACCCGGAGGCCCGGAGAUUGCCUCCAAAAGCCGGAGUCUCCGGGUCAAACCAAGCAGAAUUUCAAAAUUCUGAAAGCGCCGUUUUGUAGACGUUAGAUAUGCUUCUAACUCAGAAUGGUGUUUGUCGUAAGAUAGCUAAACAGCGACGAGAUAUGGAGUUAAAUGAGUAUAAUCGAAUGAAUGAGUCACACAGACUACUUAAAGCAUAUUUAUUCAACUCUCAGAUUCAUUCUCACCAGUCAAAAGAAGCUUCGAUUUUUUAUAGCUCCAGGUUUCGAACUGACCCGUAACCUAGUAUUGCAUAGGAUAACCAUAUCAGUCGAGUAAAAACCCAGCACAGUAGUAAGAGAAUUCCGUAUUUCCGCUGAUGUAAAGUCAAUUUAACCCUCAAGAUGGCAAGCUAAAAUUGUGACUUCAAGAAGAAUCGCUCAUAAGACCCAAUUAAAUCGAAAGCCUCUUUUUUGUCGAUUUAUCAGUGAGAGAAUCGAAAACAAAAACGUUCGAUUAUCUGUAUUUCAAAUUACAAGUCCAUUGAAACUAGAGAACUGUAACUAGCCGGGCUUCUGAAACACCUUGGCUUUUCGAAGGUUAACGGUAAUUCCUGUUCAAUCGUGCCUGUCAGACUUCUCCCAGGUUUUCGUUAGUAAAAAAUAUCUCGUUCAAUUUGUGCAGAUAGUUAACAAAUCGGGUCAUUCUUGCGUUAGAAUGAGAUCACUGAACACUUCUUGAGAUUUACACACAUAUGGUUCAUUCUAUGCCAGUCAACAAAAAAGUUGGUGUUAAUGUUGGAGGAGCCUUCAAUCUUCAAUUGAGCGAAUCAGACGAAAUAUCAUGAGAUCAUUCGCGAAAAACAUUCGUGAAGUCUUUAGCACUACAUGUACAUCAUUAAAGUACAGCAAAAACAUCAACGGUACCAGGUAUCAUCCUUGGGGUAUUUGUUCACUUUGGAGUAAGUGUGGGUACCUGGAAAUCUCUAUCUCUCGAUCAAUGAGGAAGGAUCGAAACAACUAACACUAAAAUCAUAAGAACUCUUAUCUGCGGGAAGAAGGGUUGAAAAGUUAAAAAAAAUCCUUACGUAAUUAGUGUACAACCCCCUAGUAGAAUAAAUAAUUUGUUGUUAUAAUUUUUAGCAUUUUCCACCGCGCAUCUGGUGGCGUGCGAGGGACGUCCAGUUUUAAUUUUAUGUUGGCUUUAUGAGCAGCUCGUUAACAUACAACUAUGAAAUUGACUUGUUUAGUUUCGUAAUUUUGUUAGAAGCUCAUCUCAUUUUAAAACAACGUUUUUAGUCUCACUUGAUGUUAUCUCUCAUUAUAUCUAUAUAUUUGAUAAAUUUAAAAAAAAACAUUUAAAACUACUUCUCCUAUAACAACUAAGUUCAGUUCAACCAUUAUUUUGCAUUGCAUUCUCGAUGCGCUCAAGUCAACAGCUACUCAGCAAGCCGUGAACAAAAACAGAACCUUCUGUUGUCGACUAUCAAACAGAUAGUCGCAGUAUUGACAAUGUGAUACUUGUUUUUCAAUACAACAAUUUUAAGACAAAAUAAGUGUUACCAAAAAAUAAGGCAAUAACAUAAUUAUAUUAUAAAGGAAUCAUCCGAUUCAACCGACAUAGUACUAAAUAGUUAGUAGUUAGUAUUAGCUGUGAUAAAUUGUUACCUUAGAAUAGAGCAUAAUACACAAAGCUUGCAUUAAAAACCAAAUCACAAAUUCACCAAAUAGCAAGUCAAUGUAAUAGAUUUGUAAUCUGUAAAAGAUAAGGAAACACGAUAAAAACAAUAUCGCAAGGUUUUCAAGGAUGAUUUUGGCAAUCAAAUAAUGGCUUUCAGCCAUUGCCCUUGGAUCAAGCAUCGAGUGUCCCCUUUUUGAGCAGUAGUAAAUCAGACAAUAAAACAAUGAUACACCAAUCGAAAAUAUGUGAAUGUUUCAAAAUGAUGCAAAUACCUACCCACCCAUUUCGCUAAAAUUAUAAAGAAAACAGUAUGAGAAUGAAAUGGUAAUAAAAUAGAGAGAGCACGAAAUCGAACAUUUUAUAAUGUAUUUAUUGACAAUUAAAAUGUUCAGAUUAGUCGUUACAGUUGGUAUUUCUUCCAAUGGGGCAAAUUUUAUACUACACAAUUUGUAAUUUUAACCUGAAAUUGAUUUAGUUUUAAUUUCGAACAGCAACAGUUUCCACUUUAUUAAAUUAAACCUUCGGAAGUCGCAACGUCCUGAAUUUCAGGCGAAAUCGUAUUAGGGCAUCAGGGCGCCUAAAUGAAAAUUGUAAGCCGAAUGCCGGAGGUAUAAAUGACACAUCACUGUAAAAAUCCGAUCAUAAAAACUCAUUUUCAGUAGAGUGAGGAACUCCUACGUAGAUAGCGUGCCAACCCGCGAAAAGAUAGGUAACGAUGUAAAACCCCUACAUGUAUGCAAAUUAAACACAAGCUGUUACACAAGCAUCGCACGGUGUGGCUUUGGUAGGAAAAUGAUCCAAAAAUAAUAAAAGAAUAAACGAAUCCACACGAACAAACUUAACCCAAUGACAAUACACAAAAUACCUUUAGAGAGUAUAGAUAUAUGUACUAAACAAGUCCUUAGAUGUACACAGUUGACAAAUAUACCGAGUUAUUUAUUGGGAACCCAGAUCGCACUCGUUAUCAGUAGCAUAUUUUAGAAAUUGCAUAUUUUAGGAAGUUAAACACUGAGUAACAACUCAAAUCUCGCGGUAAGAUUUGAUUCCAUAUAAAAGGGGUAGAUGAUAUUUUAGAUUGUGUGAACCAGAACAACAAGAGAUGCUUAUUAUAAUAUAAAAAGUGUUGAAAUUGAAUGACAAUAAACUGAAAGAGCUAUUUAUAUCGUAAUCUAUCCUAUAAAUAUUAAAUUUAUCUAUACCAAGCCAAAGAACGGUGAACAGAUCAUUAAAUGUUCUCAAUCAACAUCACUAUCAGAAAUCUAAAACCAUAUACCAAUUUCCACAGCAUGUCAAUUGCUCACUCCUCUAGCCAAUGAAAGCGAGAUAACGAAAACUCGUACAGUUAAUCUAUAGUACCUAUAUUAGCUUAGUGCUAUGUGUCAGAUUAUUGGUAACGUCUAUUCUAACAAGUAACUCAAUUUCUUCAUCUAAAACUGAACGCAGAAAAUCGAAUGAUUCAUGAGUAUGUAUGAAGAAAACAUAUUUUAUCGGAAAUAUAUUGCAAAACAAACUCAAUUAA